This is a messenger RNA of Columba livia (rock pigeon), 5856 nucleotides long. RefSeq names its product PHD finger protein 20 (gene PHF20). Gene Ontology annotation, biological process: regulation of transcription by RNA polymerase II. Gene Ontology annotation, cellular component: NSL complex; MLL1 complex. NCBI's taxonomy places the organism in Eukaryota, Metazoa, Chordata, Aves, Columbiformes, Columbidae. Bases 547 to 3747 code for a protein of 1066 amino acids. The record is from RefSeq and is a predicted model, not a curated record. The transcript is spliced from 24 exons.
CCCGCCCCCUCCGUGACUGCGCCGCAGCGUGGCGGCCAUUUUGUGUCGCUGCGCGGUCGGUGGCGCUGGGCUCGGCGCGGAGCGGGGCCCGGGGCGCGUCGGCUCCGUUCUAACCCUUUUUCCCGUACAGAUCCCUCGGUUUAAUUUGGCUUCUUGUGCUUCCUGUAGGAAAAUACUUUUUUCAGGUAGACAUCUUCUCAGAGUCGGAAGCCAGAAGUCCGGUUACUGCUGCAGCAUUUCCUUGGAAAAUAUGAAGAACUCAUUCUGAUCAUCUCUGCUGGAUCUUGAGCCUGUCAUUUCACCUAGAAUCUCGCAUUCUCAGUGUCCAAGUUGUACAACAGUGUUUGGAAUGUUUGCAGCCAUAUAAGCAAAGAGUUUCUUCUUGGUGUGUGCUUUCAGCACAGCAUGGCUGUGGUCAUCCACUUGCGAGGUCUUCCAGGUGUGGUGGGGACCAUGGACUUCUCGGGAUUGACCAUCCCCGCUGGGGGCGUGCAUGUUGUAGGGGGUGAGCUGGGGGAAUAAAAUCAGCAGUGUUGAUAUUACAAAAUGACAAAACAUCCUCCGAAUAGAAGAGGGAUCAACUUUGAGGUGGGAGCCCAGUUGGAAGCCCGUGACAGAUUAAAAAACUGGUAUCCAGCUCACAUUGAAGAAAUCGAUUAUGAAGAAGGAAAAGUGCUUAUCCAUUUCAAACGCUGGAACCACAGAUACGAUGAAUGGUUUUGUUGGGACAGUCCUUAUUUGCGUCCCUUAGAGAAAAUACAGUUAAGAAAAGAAGGAUUACACGAGGAAGAAGAUUGUGCAGGAUUCCAUAUAAAUGAUCAGGUUCUGGCUUGCUGGUCCGACUGUCGCUUCUAUCCAGCCAAAGUUACUUCUGUUAACAAAGAUGGUACAUACACUGUGAAGUUUUAUGAUGGUGUAGUUCAGACUGUCAAAAACAUUCAUGUCAAAGCCUUUUCCAAAGAUCAGAGUAUUGAGGGUAAUGCUAAGCCUAAGGAAAGAGGUAAUGAAAUUCCGUCAUCUCCUGAAAAGCAGGAGAAAUUUAAAGAACAGAGGAAAGCAACAGGUAAUGCAAAGAAAGACAAGGAUGAAAAGACAUUGAAGACUGAGAAAAGAGUUAAGCAACCUGAUAAAGAAGGAAAAUUGAUAGUUAUCUCCGAAAAAGGCAAGGUCUCGGAAAAGAAUAUAUCUAAGAAUGGAAAAGAAGAUAAAGAGAAUAUAUCAGAGAAUGAUAUGGAAUAUUCAGUAGAUACACAAAUUGAAAAGAAGCCUGAGAAUGACAGUGUAAAGAGUCCGCAGGAAAACGCAAAAGAAACGAAACGAAAACGUGGCAGACCGCCGAUAACACCUCCAACGGAGCCAAGUUCUCAGACGCUGCAGCCCAUAACUUUGGAGUUAAGACGUCGGAAAAUACCUAAAGGAGGUGAAGUUCCAUCAAAGCGUCCCAGGAUUGAAAAAAACUUCUCUCCGGAAAAGCUGAAGAACUCUUCAGAUCACCCUGAAAGAGACCAGAUCAGGCGACGAUCUUCAAGGCUCUCAUCUAGCAUUGGCCAUGAGAUUUUAAAUACAGAUUGUGUCACAACUUCAACAGCAAUUCAGCCUUUGAAAGAUGCGGUCUCUAACCAAAAGGAAUCUGAGCAGGUCCAGUUAGAAAUCCCCGUUCAAUCUGACCAAAGUUUCAGUGAACAAGCGGCCCCUGCACACCCAUCGCACAGCACAGCGCUCAGUGCGGGUGACGGUUUACAGGAAGGAGAAGUUGAAGACACCGAGUCCUCCUCUGUUACCGUCAGAACUCAAGAGCCUCCUGCUGCUACAGUAACAAAACCUUGUAGGAGAACAGAUUUUCUUGCAUCAAAAAAAGCUGCAACUGCUGAUCAAGAUCACAAGUUUAGAUGCAAGUUCUUGGACUGUUUAAAAUCCUUCCGCAAAGCCAAGUUAUUGCAUUAUCACAUGAAAUACUUUCAUGGAGUGGAGAACGCUGCAGCAUCACAGCAGAACCCUGUCAAAAGAAAUAUUCAAACCAGAGCUUCUUUGGCUUCUGAGAAAGGUAAUCAAGAAAGGUCAAAAAGAGGACGGACCGCAGCUGGGUCACUGUAUGCUCCUCUACACAUAGCCCUCAGGAGUACCCCAUCUAGAGACGAAAAACUAGAAAAGAGAAGAACUUCAACUCCUGUAAGUGCAUUAAAUAGUCACCGACAUUCUGUUAGAGACCAGACCAAGAACCACAUAGCGAGAUCACUGCGGAAGCCUCAAGAAAACGUUGAAAAUGCUGUCAAAGAACAUGAGAAGAACAAAGAAAGAAAAUCCAAAGACUGCGGAAGGUCCAAGUCCAAGAAGAAGAAAAAAAAGAAAAAGAGAACUAAGCCUGACUACUCGGGCAGUGAAGAAAACACAGAUGUUUCACAGGAGCUCUCUCCUGAAAAAUCGAUCGUCACAAAAUGUGUUUCUUCAAAUAAAUCAUCUGCCCACCCAGGCGCGCUGCUGCACUGCUCUGACUCUGCACAGCACAGGGGAAAAUCAAAACCAAACGGAUUUUGUCUGCCUGCUCUUUGUGCAGAGGACGACACCCUGAGUGAGUCAUCUCUGGACAGCUUGCUCUGGAGUGACGACGACGCCAGUCAGGACGUUGAUGUCACCACCAACCCCGACGAAGAAGCUGAAGAAAGUGAUUUUGAGAUUGUCCGGUGUAUUUGUGAAGUAAAAGAAGAGAAUGACUUCAUGAUUCAGUGUGAAGAGUGUCUGUGCUGGCAGCAUGGAGUCUGUAUGGGUUUACUGGAAGAUAAUGUACCUGAGAAAUAUACCUGCUAUAUUUGCCAAGAUCCUCCAGGUCAGAGGUCCAGCUUAAAGUACUGGUAUGAGAAGGAGUGGUUAAGCAACGGUCACAUGCAUGGCUUAGCGUUCGUGGAAGACAACUAUUCCCACCAGAACGCCAAGAAGAUUGUGGCCACUCACCAGCUUCUGGGCGAUGUGCAGAGGGUGAUCGAGGUUCUGCACGGGCUGCAGCUGAAGAUGAGCAUAUUGCAAAAUCGAGACCAUCCUGACCUGAAGCUCUGGUGCCACCCGUGGAAGCACAUUGCGGUGGAUGAGAACGUGCACACCAAACACAUCAUUCACAUCGAGGAAAACUGUUGCAAAGAGGAGACGGCGAGUUAUAGAACUUGGAAUGGGACAGUUGAGAAACCCUCGGCCGUUCCUUCUGUGGAGGAAUCGUACAUUACGAGCGAGCACUGUUACCAGAAGCCUCGCGCCUAUUACCCCGCCAUCGAGCAGAGGCUGGUUGUGGAAACAAGAGGUUCAGCCAUGGACGAUGGAGUGAACAGAAUAAGGGAGAACAGGGACGAUGCCCUGUCAGAGAGAUUCGGCUGGAAUCUGGACCGAGAAAUCUGCAAGAUGGAAAACGAAUCCAAACACAGUUACUCAAAGGUGAAAGAGCCUGUCUCUAAGAAAGUCUCUCCAGAGGAAGCUAUUGAAAUGAAAUUGCUGGAAAAAGACAAAGAGGGAGUUGUGAACUCGCAGCUGCAGUGGCAGCUUAAUCUUUUAGCUCACGUGGAAUCUCUGCAGGAUGAAGUCAUACACAGGAUGGAUUUCAUUGAGAAGGAGCUAGAUGUUUUGGAGAGUUGGCUGGAUUAUACGGGAGAGCUGGAGCCACCAGAACCGCUGGCUCGACUCCCACAACUCAAACAUUGUAUAAAGCAGCUCAUAACGGACCUGGGCAAAGUGCAACAGAUUGCGCUUUGCUGCUCAACGUGAGACUAGAGCUUGUUGGAGACUGUCGGAGUGCGGAGUCGGAGCGUCGGAUGUGAACAGCUCUGCCGGUGCCAAUGACAUUAGCGUGCUGGCUGCGUGUGGCGCAGAGUGACUUCAGGGAUUCGGGAAGAAGCGCUGUUCAGAGCGAGCAGCAAACAGGUUAUUUUAUCUCAUCAUUUCGGGUUUAUUAGGCAAUUUAAACAACAUGGAAGAGCUCAUACUGUUGUCUUCAGAGGUUGUGUGUCGGCUGAUAAAUUGUUUGUAAAUUUUCACUCCUUCCGAGUUACUCAUUGAAACGGUAGACUUUUCCUAAUUAAAUUGACUAAAAAUUGUGCCACCGAAGAACCGAGUUCUAAGAGCCAAAAAUGUUUAGUUGACAGAGGUUGUAAAUAACUUUGCAUAGUUUAAGUGACUUGUGUCAUGUUUUAUUCCUUCUGGUUUAUGCAUAAUAGCACACAGUAUUUAAUCAUUAGGAAACGUUAUAACAGUUUUCAGACUUAGUAAGUAUGAAUGUCCAGCUCUUAUCUAUAAACUGUUACGUGGAGGUUGGCAAGUGACAGUGGCCUAAACCCCACUCGUAUGGCGUUAAAUGAAGUAGCAGGAGGUCACAGGUGGGUUGCACUUCUGUUGGGAGCACACGACAGUUUCCGUGUUCCCGCUGUCGGUACUGGGGGCGGUGACGGUUCUGCGCGGGGGCUGCCUCGUGUUCUACCCUUUUGUUAAUAAUUGCCAUUCCGGUUCUCAUUUGAAACGUAGACCUUUUUCGACACUUGGAACGUCUUCAUUGUAAAGACUUAUCGCUAUGAAUGUGUGGUUUUGGGAAUCAGUUUAUUUUCUAUUUGUGUAAAUAAAGCCUCGAGAUCUAUGCAUGAGGUACUGUCCUUGCAGACAGUGAGUGGGUUAUUGUAUUAAACGAUGUACGUUCACAAAGUCCCUUUUUAUACCUUAAGUUUUACUUUUCUGGUUUGUAUUACUUUGUGAAAAUGCUGCUUCUGUUCACCUCCCGUUACACAGCUCCCUUUGAAAGGGCGGUGUGGUGUAAGUUAUUUGAGAGGGUGAAAGUCUUUCAGCUGCAGGUCACAGCUCUGUAAAUAAGGGCUGUGGCUUCGCUUUUCCUUCCCAGACGUUGACUUGAGUUCCUGUGGCAGCCGCUGAGCUGAUGGGCAGUGAGCGGGUGUCCUUAGCUGCAUCUGUUACCGUGAUGUUAUUGCCUGUGAUGGUACCACCAAAGGGUCAAAUUUAAGCACAGUUGUAAUUGAAAGGCCUGUACAAGUUUUUAAUUUUGGAUGUGAAUCUGUAAUGCUUUGUACUGCAAAGAAUAAUCCACAUUUGAAACACCAAAUGCUGUUGUAGAAGUUAACGGUGUCUACACGGUCAACAUUUUCUUUCCUUCAGAAAACAAAAUGAUUUGGCUGCUCUAGGUAGUAACUAAGGCUUUUCUGCCAACACUCAUUUCAGGGAUGAUUUGCCUCCCAGUUCUAUAGUACUAGUUGGCAUGUAGUGACUACAACAUACGUACAGCAGGAGAAUACACAGAUUUUUCUGUAACACAAUUGGAAUAAAGCUGCUGUGAAGUGUAAGGAUCACUUUGCUUUCUGAAGGUGGGAGAUUGUGCCGCGUCUCAUCCCUGCGGACAACCCCAACUCCCCUUACCAUUUGGAAUAAAAGGUGGUUCUGAUUCCAAUGGCAAAUCCGGGACACUUGUUUUCCUCUAACAGAGCUCGAGGAGCCCCUGCAGAUGAAGACUGAAACUAUUUAUUUAAAAUAGACUAGCAGUUCUCAUGGUCAGCAAAGUUUGGUUGUUGUGCUCUACCUGGCUUCAUUUUUGUCCCUGUUUUUGCAAGUUAUGGUUAUUUCGUAGUCUGGACCAGCUGUUGGGUCUGGCAGGUCACUUUUAAUUUCUUUGAGUCACUGGUAAGUGAAUGCGACGUGGAGCCUUGAUGAGAUGAGCAAACAUUGCACUGUGGGUACAUAAGUAUAUUUGUCGUUGUUUAUGCACUAUUAGACCUGAGGGUGCUGUAUAUAGAAUUUUGCUUUGGAGCAAUAUUUGCAAAACUUGAAAACUUCUGUAUCUUGGUGUUUGGAAUAAAUAAAUAGGUUUUUGUUGGUUAA